AGUUUGAACUCCAUGGGUCCAUUUCUAUGCAAAAAUUUUUCCCCCAAUUCCCAGCAUUUUAAAGCUGAGUAUACAGAGAAUUGAUUUUUAUCUGUAUGCAGGUUCAGCCCCUGGGAUAUGUGGAUUUUGGUAUGUAGAAGGAGGCAGCUGCUGGAAUCAAGCCCCUGAGGAUACAGAAGAACAACUGCAUACUUACUAGUUAUGUUGUUAUCUCUUCCCUCCCCAGAAAGUAAAUUUUGCAAAAAACGACUACAGAAAGAACUGUUGGCUUUGCAAAAUGACCCACCACCUGGGAUGACUUUAAAUGAAAAGAGUGUUCAGAAUUCAAUUACACAGUGGAUUGUAGACAUGGAAGGUGCACCAGGUACCUUAUAUGAAGGGGAAAAGUUUCAACUUCUAUUUAAAUUUAGUAGUCGAUAUCCUUUUGACUCUCCUCAGGUCAUGUUUACUGGUGAAAAUAUUCCUGUUCAUCCUCAUGUUUAUAGCAAUGGUCAUAUCUGUUUAUCCAUUCUAACAGAAGACUGGUCCCCAGCGCUCUCAGUCCAAUCAGUUUGUCUUAGCAUUAUUAGCAUGCUUUCCAGCUGCAAAGAAAAGAGACGACCACCAGAUAAUUCUUUUUAUGUGCGAACAUGUAACAAGAAUCCAAAGAAAACAAAAUGGUGGUAUCAUGAUGAUACUUGUUGAUGCCACUGUUACCAUCCUCCUAGCAGAAGAUAGUCCUACUGAGAAAAUGAGCACUUUGAUCAUUCAGUCUUUGAACUUUAACCUUUGACUGGAAGUGACCUAUAGGCAAUGAAGACUUCUUCCUUUUACUGCAUUUUUACUCGUGUGCAUUCUGGGCGCAUGUUGAUCGCUGGUUCAGUCCAAGCAACUGACAUGCUUUUAUUAGUCAUACAGUAUUAAUGCAGGUGUCAGGAAACGUCAAAUAUAAUUCCAUUUUUUAUUUUUAUUUUUUUAAGCUUUUGGAAAAGCUCCAGGUCCUCAUGUAUUGUGCAAUAACAAUGACUUCCUUGGCAGUUUUGGUACGUUCAUUGCCGGCAAUGGACGUUGUAACAGGAAAAGGUUUCAUUAACUCCUGCCACUCAAUGAUUAAUGCAUGAUAGGGCCUAUGAAAUGAACUUAUCAGUUAUAGUGGGAAUAUAAAUAAAGUGAGGGAUCCAACAUUACUUUAAAAGUUACCCCAACUGUUUAUAUUUGGAUUCUAUGCACUGUGAUCCUAAGAUUAACAGCAUGAAUUAACAUGCGUCUUUAGAGGACUGUAAUGAAAGAUCAUUGCGUAUUUAUUUAAUUGUUUAUAUCUGCUGUCAAUUUGUUUUGACAUGGAAGAUUUUCAAGUAACAUUGGCAGAGAGGUACAGUAUGUUAUCCCUAUGGUGAAAAUAAAUUCAUUUGUUGUAUAUAGUUCCUCAAUCUCUGAAGUAAAGGUAUGAGUAAUAUAGGGUAUGAAUGGUUUAAUCAAGGCUUUAUUUUGGAAGCAAGAAAAAUGGCAGUGAUGAUUAAAUUGCUGCAGUCCAUAAUUUGGGCUUAUUUGUACAUUAAAGAUUUUUUUCAAGUAGACUAUAGUCUGUUAACUUCCUGCUAGCCAUCAGCAUGAGCCCUACUGCCUAAACACUAUUUCAUUUAUUUAUGUUUGGAAAACCCGUAAACAUUUUUGUUUGCAAUCUUGUUUCUUUUGUUAUAAGUCAAGUUUGAAUGUUAUAAUACUUUUAUUGAAAAACAUUUGUUAAGUUUUUUCUUGUAAAUUUUCUUUACUUGUAAGUAUCAUCUUGUCCUUUAAUCCUGUACCCUAAAAUAAGAAAUACAUUUUUGACAGAGGCUUAAUGUUUUAACUAAAGAGUGUGGACAUUUUUAUUUUAAAAUUUAGGCAAAAAUCACUAUCAAAUGGUAUGUUGCUUAUUUGUCUCACAGCCAUAUAGUUUUUCCUGGAGGGUUUUGUUUUGUUGUUGUUGAAAAGACUUUGCUUACAGCAAGAUAAAAUUUUCUAUAGAAAAAAAAAAAUUGUUGAAAGGUCCAAUUCUCAGUACCAUGUGAGUUAAUGAUACUACAACUAAGUUCUUUUUAAAAAAAAGUGAUUAAUGUAUUUUAUAAAUUACCUUUUCACAUAUGCAAAAUCUGUUUCUACUGCAAUGUUAUUUUUACUAAUGCCUUAUUGUUGCACUCUUUUUGAAAUAUCCUGCAGUGAAUAUAUGAAUCAAUUUGGGCUUAAAACUAAAAGCCAGUUGGCUGAAAGGUUUGAAAUAUGUAACCCAGUAAAACCAUUCAAUCAAUAAUUGGUAAAUAAUAUUUUAAAAUUGUUUUUAAUCUGUAUAGAUGACAUUUUGUAGCUUUGUACAUGUUGUUAAUUAAGGGCAUAUAAUUUUACACUCUAAAAGUAUAAUUACUGAACUCAGGGGUGUGGGUAGACUUCAAAAAUAUGUCUGCUAUAGAAAUAACGUGAAAAAAAAUUAAAGCCGUGGCCAGCCACCAAAUUGUGAACACUGUUUAUAUACUGCUAGUUAACAAUGACCACUUUUAAAAAAUUAUACAGUUUUGUUCUGUCUUGACUAGAGAUUCUAUAUAUAUAUAUGUGUGUAUAUAUAUAUGUAAAUUCUCACAGUGAUCUCUGUCAGUUUUAUUGGUUGGCCGGUUUAACCAAGAUAGAAAGUCUUUGAAUUCCUCAUAGUUUUAAACUGCUUUUAAUAUGAAAAUUGCAGUGGUAAAUUAUGUAUUUUCAUAUUUUACAUAACUGCUCUACACUACUGUUUGACUUGAUCUUUUUCUGGGAGUGAGGGAGAAAUUCUUCUCCAUAUUGCUAGUCCUCUUACUAAAAUGCUUUUAUAAAGAAAUGACUGGUGACAUUUAUUCACCAAAGGAAUUAAUAUACUGGGUCAAAGAUUAACAAUGCUAUACUAUAGAGUAAUAGGUCAUAUAUAGCCUCAAUUGAGUUUUUAUAACAAUAUUUUAACAUACCUCUCUCUCUACAUAUAAAUACCGUAAACUAAAAUGAAACAGGAAAGUAGAGGAAAAUGAGAUAAUUUCAGUCAUCUUACAGUUUAAAGAGAAGAAAAUAAGAUGAAAUAUUCUAAAAUAUAGGAAUACAAACAUUCAAAAUUCAUAGUCAGAUUAACAGCACUCUCUUGAAUUUAGGAAUCAUUGAAAACUCCUUGCACUUAGAUUUAAUUUAUAUGUAAGUUACAUUAUGGAAAGUCAUAAGGCAUUUAUCUGAGUCAUUGCUCUACAGAGGGCAAUAAAUGAACAAUUUGUAAUAGUAAAAAGAAUAUUUCUCUGUAAUGUAUUGUUGAACGACAACCAGAAUAUCAAGAGAAUGUGUAUAGGAAUAUGCUACUUGCCUUCUCCCUGCAUUCCCUUGGUGGGCACUAUUUGCUACAUAGGCCUACAGAAUUAGACUUUCAUACCUAGAAGAUAAUAUACACUCUUUCUUUUUUAUUUAUUUAUUUUUAGUCCAUUUUCUGGUUUGCCAAAUUCUAUUAAGACGGUGAUAACAUUCACUUCCUUAUUUAUGCAUGCUUAGAUCAUGAACAUGGUGCCCUUCCCUUUUUUUUUUUCUUUUUUUGGUCAAGUAGGGAUUAAUGCCAUAGAUUUUAAGCAGAAGGACUGUUUUCAGCUUUUAAGAUAAUUUUUUUUAAAUACAUUUUAUGGUUGCUCUCUUAAGGAAUUAAUACUCAUUUUUGAAAGACUUACUUGUGAUAUGUAAUUUAUCAUUUUAGCCAGCAGGGAAAUAAAGCAUUUUUAAUCCCCGGAAGAAAGUGCUGGAAAUAGCUUUUAUAUAGUCAACAGUUCACCUGGAGAAAGAUCUGAAUCCUUGUUGUUUUGACUAGAAAUAUCAAUAUUUGGUAUAAAGUAACUAGAAUAGUUUAUUAAUUUUUCCCUUAUGAAAUUUUAAAUGUAUGCAAAUAUAUAUAUCAUUAGAUUCCUGUGGUGGAUAAUCCUUUCUUCAGAUUCUAAAACAGGUGUCUAGUAACUGCUUAAUUGUUUUCAAAUUGCAUCAAAGAUGAAUUGGUAAAUAAUGGAAAUGAGUAGUGAUAUGAAAAUGGUUAUGUGACUACAUACUGUUUCUAGUAAUUAAGUCUUAUUUUUAAAAAGCCUAUUGUUUUUGAGAAUUGAGAUAUUUUAAACUUGUUAUAACUUCUUCCUAAAAACAGAAGAGAAGAGGAGGUACUGUGUGUUCAAAAAUUUUUUUAAAUAAAGAAUUCAGUGUCACUAGUUCUUCUAUGCCUUUAUGGUUGCUGCUGCUUAUAUUUCUUGAUCUCACUUUCAUUAAUUUUUUUGUACAUAUCUUAGCUGAAUGCUUAAAAUGUCCAAUUACGUGUAACUGUGUAUGUAAAUUGCUUUUCAAAAAGAACUGAUGCUUAACCAAUAUUAUUCUUUUCUGAGGAUUCAUUAUCAGAAUUGGCGACUGUACUGUUCUAUGUUAUAGUAAUGCCCUUACUGCCUGUGCAUGAUUGAGGUCUGUGAAUUAGGUAUCUUUUAAUCUGCACCAACUGGCCACAGUCCUCUUCCUAGUCCUUUUUAAAUUUUUUAAAAUCCCUUCUUUUCUUCCUAUUUUUCUGUCUUCCCACAGAGGUCCAAUGUAUUAGUCUUCAGCAGUUUUCUUUUCUCACUUCUAAUUUUUUUUUUUUUUGAGGUUAGGGAAUCUAGAGAAAGACGAUAUUAAAAUUAUGCCAUAAAUUUUUAAAAAAUUUGAAAAGGCUCUCUCUCCAGUGGGGUGUGGUGGCUCACGCCUGUAAUCCCAGCACUUUUGGGAGGCCAAGGUAGGCAGAUCACCUGAUGUCAGGAGUUCGAGACCAGCCUGACCAACUUGGUGAAACCCUAUCUCUGCUAAAAAUACAAAAUUAGCCGGGCAUGGUGGUGCAUGUCUGUAAUCCCAGCUACUUGGGAGGCUGAGGCAGGAGAAUCGCUUGAACCCAGGAGGUGGAGUUUAUGGUGAGCUGAGAUCCCGCCACACUCCAGCCUGGGCAACAAGAGUGAAACUGUCUCGGGGUGUGGGGGAAAAAAGCUCUUCUUUGUACAAAUAAAACACAUGGAAUUUCUGAUACUGAUUUCAGUUCAUCAGUAGAUGGAUGGCUAAAUUUGUUGAAUAAUUACUUGGUAAAUGAGCUGUUUGCUGUAAUUAGUUCUUCAUUACAAUAUUAAAGAAAUUUUUAUUUUUGGAUGAAGACUCCCAAAGCCUAAUUAUUGCCCUUGCAAAUUAUUUUUCCCUUUAAAUUUCUAAGUCAUUUUGAGAUGUGGAAUUAUUAUUAUUUUUUAUGUUUUUUUGAGAUGGAGUCUUGCUCUGUUGUUCAGGUUGGAGCAGUGGCAUGAUCUUGGCUCAUUUUAACCUCCACCUCCUGGGUCUAAGCGAUUCUCCUGCCUCAGCCUCCCGAAGUAGCUGGGAUUACAGGCUUGCGCCACCACACCUAAUACUUGGUUUGGUUUUGUUUUGUUUUGAGACAGAGUCUCAGACUUGGGCUGGAGUGCAGUGCCAUGAUCUCAGCUUACUCUGCAGCCUUUGCCUGCUGGAUUCAAGUGAUUAUCUUGCUUCAGCUUCCCAAGUAGUUGGGACUACAGGUGCACACCACCAUGCCGGCUAAUUUUUUGUAUUUUUAGUAGAGACGGGGUUUCACCGUGUUGGCCAGGCUGGUCUCGAACUCCUGACCUCGUGAUCCACCCACGUCAACCUCCCAAAGUGCUGAGAUUAUAGGUGUGAGCCACUGUGCCCUACCCAAUUUUUGUGUUUUUAGUAGAGACGACACUUCACAGUGUCAGCUAGGCUGGUGUCAAACUCCUGACCUCAAGUGGCAUGAGCCACUGUGCCCAGCCUGGAAUUAUUUUUUAAAAUAAUUUGUGGGAGACUUGCUUUCUCAACAUGAAUUGUGUAUGGGUUGUUUUUGUUUAUGUGACAGGGUCUUGCCCAGGCUGGAGUGCAGUGGCACAGUCAUUGCACCCUUGACCUUCUUGGCUGAAGCACUCCUUCUGCCUCAGCCUCUCCUGAGUAGCUGAGUCUACAGGUGUAUGCCAGCAUGCCUGGAGACAUACAUAUAUACAUUUUUUUAAGACACGAGAUCUGACCAUGUUGCCCAGGCUGAUCUUGAAUUCCCGGGCUCAAGCAUUCCUCCUGCCUCAGCCUCCCAAAGUGCUUGGAUUACAGGUACAAGCCACCAUGUCUGGUCUGUUUGCUAAUUUAAAGAUAGGUUUAUUGCAUUAUUAUCAUUAGAGGCACAUAAAAUCUAGAAGUACUUGAAACAGCUCUUUGUCCUGAAAGUUGAAGUUAGGGUUUGAUUAUCCUGGUGAGAUGUUAAUUGUAAUUUUAAUUUUCACAUGUUAAUAUUGUGACUUGUAUUUUGUGAUGAGUCUUCAGAAUGAUUAAAUGACUAUUUUUUUAAUGAAAAAAAGUUUGUUAAAAUAUCAGGGUAUUUUGCAUAUGUGGAAGGAAUGCUGAAUAGGAGCUGAUCUAUCUUAUCAUACCUCAAGAACUCCGGUUUUAUAAGGUGAAUGAGUGACUGGGAAAAGGAGAGAUCCAGUUCUUGUUCUGUUUCUUGGCACAUAAUACUCUCUGGGUUUUGAGUAAAGAUUGGUCCUACAACAAUUCUAAGUUUUCUCAAAGGCAAAAGCAUGAUUUCACAAUGACAUCACUUAUCAGAUUUUCUGGUAUGUGGAAAGAUUGAAUUAUCCUGCCUCUUUUGAAGCCUGAAAUCUCCCAUAAGGAACUUGGUAAAUUUUGUCAGAUACCAUGAAAAUGCAUCUCUUCAUAGUUAACCACAGAUGGCUUAUGUAAAGGCAAACUGAUGGUCAGGCUCAAGGUAAGAUAAUUAUUUGAAUGGAUUAUCGAGUUGAUUAGUAGCCAAAAACUAAAUGCAUGUUCAGGUCAAAAUGAAUUUGUUCAUUUUAGUUGGUACCAUUUUCGUUUCAUCAUUCAGAACUACAGAUUAUGCAUUUUGUUAAUAGGAAUGAAAGCUCAUGGUUGAGGAUUCGAAUAAGGUGGAUUUAUGUAUUUUAUAAAUUCAAGUUGCAAAAUAUGUAAAGUCACUACUUUUUAAAUAGAAUAUAAAUGUUAAAACAGAUAAAUCUGUUAUAUAUUUUUAAAUACAUGUAUCAGACUGUUGAAUGCAGAUUACUUUGUGUGCUUUAUGGAAUUUCAUAACUUUAAAUAAUAAAGCAGUUGUCAUUGAAUUUUUUCUGUAGACUUGAAUACUAAAUUGGAUAGAUACCAGACCUCUUUUUAGUUUAUGAUGUAAAACUUUAUUUGUACAGUAGUUUCUCUUUGCAAAAGACUGUAUUUUAAAGGAUUAUGGAAACAGGAGCAUGUCCAUUUCCAAAAUGAGUGCAACAGAAUGAAGAAAGUCACUUAAACCACCUAUUUAACACAUCAUCUUUGUGUAAUAUGAUGAUGUGUUAAAUAGGUUAGUGUUUCUUUGUGUUUUAAUAAGUCGCAAUUAAAGACAGUGUUUUCAGAGAAGAUGGAAAUGGAGACCUAGGCACUUGCUUAGAGUUAUCGUGAGUCUGAUGUUGCUGAACUUCAAAUUGUACAAUUAAUUAUGGACAUACUGUAAAGAAUUUCUGGAUGCUUUCUGGAGUAUACAAACAGAUCAACUAAUUGACUUAAAUGAGUGACUCUUGAAGCUGCAAGAAGAGAAAGGAAAUAAUCGCAAGAAGGGGCUAUCUCAGUAUCUGUUAUUCCCGACAAUUAAAUAUGCUCUGCUGGUAAUUAUAAGUUUUCCUUUCUCCAGGGGAUCUACCUGCCUCAGGAGCACCUUAGUCAUUGAGGCAGGCAUUCUGCCAUAAAAACAAUCGUGUCUCAAGCUGUUCCUGCCGUCCUACACAACUAUGUUAGUAGAUGGUUAGAUAAAUAUAUGAUCCGUCUUCCUCUGUACUUUGAUAGUGCCCUUUUCCUUUAUUAUCAUCCUUAAAGUAAUUUCUACCUCCCAUGGUAAGAUUUGACUUCUCCACUAGUUUUAGCUACUCUGGAUAAGUGAUUCUGUUGAUGUCCUUCCUGUAUUUCUUACUCAUUUUCACACUAACAUAAUAUAUAACGAGAUUAAACAUAAGCUGAAUUGAAGGGUCAAGUGACAGCUAAGAGUUCUGUGUACUUGGAUAGUAAAGCUCAAAGCCACAGUGGUUCUCUCUCCUGUUUGGGGCCCCUUUCAACCAUUUUUUUAGUUUAUUUUUAAUGUUUGCCUGGAUAACGUGAAAUAUGUAAGUGGGAAUCCCUAUACCCUUUACAGUUAAGUGGAUUAUGGAAAUAUUUUAAUAAAAAGGGUUUAUCAACUAA
Messenger RNA from Callithrix jacchus (white-tufted-ear marmoset), 8247 nucleotides. The record is from RefSeq and is a predicted model, not a curated record. Lineage: Eukaryota; Metazoa; Chordata; Mammalia; Primates; Cebidae.